GCAUGCUGAGAGUUGUAGUUAUGAUGUACACAUACAAAUGAAAGGUGAGCACUGUAGCUCCGGAUGACUGUACACGUCUCCGCUGCAGGGCCCCUGUACACAAACAGCCAGGCCCCGCCCCCAUCCUGGCCCAAUCAGUGCACAGUAGAGGCGUGUACCCUCGGUGCACUCGUCCUUGCACACACGGCUCCAAGAAUACAAAGGGGACAUGUCGCUGACCUUCACAUAUUUUCCAGAAAUCUCAACCAUCUGAACACGUCUCUAAUUUAUCAGACCACAAGCUCCUUAGAAAGUCAACAAGUAUGAAACUAGUUGCUUAAAACACAUAGAAGAAAUGGAAUAAUCCGUUUGGGGGACAAAAUAAAUCUUGUGGGAUGUGUUUGCAGUCUGACAGUAGGAAUAGAAAAUGUUCCCUCAAGAAUCUGUGACACUCGUAGAAAAAGAUCAUGAAUAUAUUGAAUAAUAUAUCACCAAGACAGAUGACACAACAUACUGGAGUAUUACUAAGACUUGAAUUAUUUAGGUGUAAUAUUCAGUUUCACAGACACUCACAAGAAAGCUUCUAAUAAAUACUAUAGAUGUUACAUUUUUAAAAUAUUUAUUUGGUGGCGGCCAUAGUAACCACUACUUACAUUCAUCAGUCUGAGCUUUAGAAGAAAAAUUUGGAUUGAGCAUUUUUCCCCAAAAUGUCAUUCAGUGCCACAAUUCUAUUUACCCCUCCACCGGGGCAGAAUGAUGGAAAAUGUGAAUGUAAAGUUGAAAAUGUGCAAGGUGGCUCGAUGUUCGUUGAUGGUACUACCCCUAUCACGGUUGGUGGGCAAGGUGUGGCAGUGCAAGGCUGUGAGCAGCUGCUUCAUCUUAUCUAUCAACGUGUGGAGAAAGCAGUGGGACUCGCCGAAGCUGCACUCAAUGUUGCCAAGGCAAACAGUAGCCUCCUCAGUGAACUUCAGGACGAGGUCAGUAGUCUAAAGAGAGCAAUGGAAAGGCCGGAGGCUCCAAAGUCACCACCAGAUAUGAGCGCAAGAUGUAAGUUAUCAGAGGAGGAAGAUGUUGAAGAAAUUGGAGGAGUUCAGGUUGUCAUUGAGGAGUUGAGACAGCUGGGUGCAGCAUCUGCCUCACUGGUUCCUGGGCUUCACCCUCCAGUUCUGGACAGGACAAGAGACGGUUGCCUACCAGUAUGUCCUCCUAAUGAAACUUCAGCCAUCCUUAGUCCUGUGCAUAUGCCGGUCAUUGAUGAUUUUUUAAAUGCAGAGGCCCCUGCCCAGCGCAUUUUAUCUUCUAACUUUGUGAAGCAGCUGACAGACACACGGCCUCACAGGGAUCCGGUAGAGAAUCUGAAUGAGCCAACUCCUCCAGUUGUGAAAUCGAGUCAUUCACAUAUCCUAAUACAGAAAGAUGGCUCCCUAAGUCCAGGAGGGUUGAUGGUAGCAGAAACUUCACCUGAUUCAGGGGAGAUGAGGCAACCGUCGUCACCACCAAUAUUCGCCCCAUAUUACAUUGGCACAAACAGUCGGCAGCGCAGCAAUGGCCAGAAAUGUUCUCGGCGAAAACGAGACCUAGUUCUUUCGAAACUGGUACAUAAUAUUCACAAUCACAUCUCUAACAACAAGCGCUUCAAUGGCUCCGAGAGCAUCAAGUCCUCCUGGAAUAUUUCAGUUUUAAAGUUCCUGGUGGAGAAGCUAAAGCAAGAGCUUGUGUCUAGUUGUCAUCGAUAUACAGACAAGGAGCUGAAAGGUGCUUGCGUUGCCUACUUUUUAACAAAAAGAAGAGAAUAUCGAAAUUCCAUGAAUCCUUUUAAGAGUUUGAAAGAAAAGGAAGAAAAGAAGUUGAGAAGUCGUAGAUACAGGCUUUUUGCAAAUCGCUCAUGGGGUGUACAGCAGUUUCCACCUGAAGAACAAGCCUUGUGGGAGGGUGUGACAGAAGAGUUUAUGUCUGAUGAAGAGGAUAGUUUAUCGGAGCCAGGAGUUUGGGUUGCCCGACCACCUCGUUUCCGAGCAGCAGAGCUGUCCAGGCUCUGCUACAGCAUUGACUCGCACUCUAAGCAUGGCAAUAAAGCCAAUCGAGUUUAUGGCUCCCUAUCUGAUCGGUUACCUUCUACAGAGGUUCAGCUUCUUCCCCCACAUCUUUAUAAUCCAAACUGGGAAAGAGAAGGGGAAGAGGAAGAGCUCGCAGGUGGAGGAAGAGGAAGAAAACCCUAUUGUCCUGACUUAAAUGCCUUUAUACAGAUUAAAGUGGAAAAGGAUGAAUGAAGGAAAAAUAGACAACUAGAUUUAGAAGUACCUGAUCUGUGUAACUGAGAUGAUGUAUAUGUUCAAUGAUUGUAUUUGCACUUCGUGUGGAUCCAGCUGACCAGGUGGUAAAAAGAUGGCAUUUACAGUCACAAUAAAGUGUUAUUUUUUAGAUACAUAUUAUUCGA
Hyla sarda is the source of this 2416-nucleotide messenger RNA. RefSeq lists its product as uncharacterized. The transcript has 7 exons. NCBI's taxonomy places the organism in Eukaryota, Metazoa, Chordata, Amphibia, Anura, Hylidae. Bases 687 to 2249 code for a protein of 520 amino acids. The record is from RefSeq and is a predicted model, not a curated record.